Molecule: messenger RNA, 6687 nt
Organism: Pieris rapae (cabbage white)
Lineage: Eukaryota; Metazoa; Arthropoda; Insecta; Lepidoptera; Pieridae
Gene: drpr
Product: protein draper
Exons: 19
Coding region: 452-3520 (1022 amino acids)
Molecular function (GO): protein binding; scavenger receptor activity
Source: RefSeq, a predicted model, not a curated record
AAUACCGACUGCAAGUGCAGUCCCGAACUCCUGACGGCUCACGGCGGCGUAUUAUUAGUCUGUGGUACAAAUAUAUCGUUCUCUAAUCUUUAUGUGUACAAAACAAGUAUAGAGAAAAUUGUGAUUAAUUUCGCAUAUUUAACAAAAUAUUUUGUUUAAACAAUUGGAAUCCUAAAAGCCCACAUUUAUUAUUAACAUUGAAUUAGUCAGUAGGAUAAGUGCAAUCAUCACACAGUUUUAUUAGCUACGUGAACAGUGUAAAUAGGUCUUGUGUUAAUGUAAUAUAAAGCUUGUUUUAGUUGACCUACAAGUGUAGUUGGAUUCCUUUGCUAUUGCUACAAGUGAAUCACGGAGAUCUUCAAACAUCUGAUUUUUACAUCCGGGUUGCCGGCAUUAUCGGUGACGCGAUAAACAAUACAAUUGUUAUGGAGUUUGCGUGAUACCAGUCGCCAUGUGGAAGUACGCUCUGCUGGUGAUGUUUGCCAGCGCUCAUGGGCUCCUCGAGGGACCCAAUGUGUGUACCAGACAGGAACAAUACGUGACAACUAUACGAGUGUCAGAACAACAACCAUACCAAGUGAAGGAAUACGCGUGGUGUCUCAACGUACCACCAAGAUGUACGAAAUACAAAGUGAUGUUCCGCCAAGUGUAUAAAACCCAAACCCUGGUCAAACAUAGACCGGUAGAGGAAUGCUGCAAGGGCUAUGCGCCUGAUGCUCACGGGAAGCAGUGUGUGCCUGUGUGCGUGGACUCGUGUGUACACGGGAAGUGCGUCGCGCCAGAUACAUGUCUGUGUGAGCAUGGCUACGGGGGUCCCGCUUGUGAUAUAUCCUGUCCAGAUGGCAAAUGGGGCAGACAUUGCCAGAACGAUUGUCGCUGUUUGAACGGCGGCACUUGUGAGCCCUUGACCGGCAAUUGCGCAUGCGCAAUGGGAUGGCGUGGGGACGCGUGUGAGAAGACUUGCGCACCGCCAACAUUUGGCGACAAUUGCCAACAGACUUGCCAAUGCAGGAAUAAUGCUGCGUGUGACCCGGCGAGUGGGGCUUGCAAAUGUUUGAAGGGAUUUGUUGGACCACUUUGCGAAGAGGAAUGCCCCAAAGAUGGCCCAUGCCCCGAGCGGUGUAAAUGCCAAAAUGGGGGCAGAUGUGACUUCCUAACGGGAGAAUGCGAGUGUUCUGCUGGAUGGACUGGCGAUGUUUGUGCCAACAGAUGCCCAACGGGAAGAUGGGGAGAGAAAUGCCAGAAAACCUGCAGUUGUGCUAAUGGAGCUGGAUGCCAUCAUGUCACGGGACAGUGCCAAUGUGAGGCCGGCUUUACGGGCGAUAAGUGCCUAGAAGCGUGUUCGCUCGGCACGUACGGCGUGGACUGUGCGGGCACGUGCACGUGUCAGCACGGAGGUGAAUGUUCGCCACGGGACGGGUCGUGCACGUGCAAGCCGGGCUGGAGGGGCGACUGGUGCGAGAGACGGGCCUGCCCCGACGGUCUGUGGGGCCCACGCUGCGACCACCAGUGCGAGUGCAACCCACACACCACUGAUAUAUGUGAUCCGUGGACCGGGGCCUGCGAAUGUGCAGCCGGUUGGGACGGUGAAGCUUGUUCCAGACAAUGCCCGUUCUAUAUGUACGGGAAAGGAUGCCGCUCCAACUGCAGAUGCGAGAAUGGCGCCCUCUGCUCGCCUGUUAAUGGCUCCUGUCUUUGUCCGCCUGGCUACCGGGGCGUGCACUGUGGCGAGGCCUGUCCAUACCCACUGUACGGCGACAACUGUGCUGAUACUUGUCAGUGUAUGAACAACGCUACUUGUUCCCACGAAACGGGACAGUGUAACUGCCCACCCGGAUUUGAUGGAUUGAAAUGUGAUAGACCGUGUGAUGGAAAAACCUUCGGUCUUGGUUGUCGUCAGCGCUGUGAAUGCGACAACGAUGCACCAUGUGAUCCUGUUACUGGUGAAUGUGUUUGCGGGCCGGGUUACGAAGGACCAAAAUGUUCGCGACGCUGCCGUUCGGGUUUCUAUGGAGCGAAUUGCUCCCUCGAGUGUUCGUGUUCACCGCACUCGCGUGGAUGCCAUCAUGUCACCGGACAGUGCAUCUGUGAGACUACUUGGCGAGGUGUACGCUGCGAAACUCAAUGCCCUGAAGGCCGAUUCGGGGACCAAUGCAACGAGCGAUGUUCGUGCGCCAACAAUUCAUCGUGUGACGCCUCAACAGGGAGAUGUGUGUGCGCAGCCGGUUGGCAAGGAGACACUUGUGACCAACCCUGCCCGCCCGGACGGUAUGGCGUUGGUUGUGCCCAAUUGUGUCCUAUGCAACAGGAUGGCAAUAUAACAUGCGAUCCUGUGACGGGCAAGUAUACGUGUCCCAGCGGGUUUACGGGCGUGGCGUGCGAGUAUCCGUGCCCGCUCGGAACGUACGGCCAAAACUGCGAACAGAAAUGUAUAUGCAAGAAUGGGGCGGACUGUCAUCAUGCUACAGGUGAAUGCCAAUGCCUUCCCGGCUGGCAAGGGCCGACAUGUGCCCAGGCCUGUGGGGCUGGGGCAUGGGGUGCAGGCUGCACUCAGCCGUGUCGUUGCGCAAGAGGCGCUGCCUGCAGACCCAACGAUGGCUUUUGCAGGUGCCCUCCUGGCUUCACUGGAGCCCUUUGUACGCAGUUCUGUCCCGAGGGAUACUUCGGUGAUCACUGUAUGGAGCCAUGCAAUUGCUCGUCUGAAGGCAACUGGGUGUGCGACCCCGUACAUGGGUGCAUCUGCCACCGAGGCUACAUUGGGGACAAUUGCGACAUACAGGCCAGUGAUGCUAUCAAAAUUGAACAUAGUGAGGAAGGCUCCAACAGUGGUGCAAUUGCUGCCAUGGUGGUAGUGUCACUGCUGUGUGUGGGUGGUAUUGCUUUAGUGCUUCUGUACUAUCGGAAACGAGUGAGAUUGCUCAAGAGGGAGAUCGCUCAUGUGCACUAUACAGCCGAUCCUAAUGUGCAGCCAGAACAACAACACUUCGAUAACCCAGUAUAUUCGUAUAAUAACUCAACGCGUAGUGAUGAUUCAACGACUUUACUCAACAAUACAAUCAUAAAUAACUUGGGGCCAGCAAAGUUGACAAACACCACCAUGGAGAAACUUCGAAUGACCGCUUCUGGUUCCAAUGGAACGUACGACACCAUGUCCCUCAAGAACAAAGACGCUGAUUCCACCAACCCCAACUUGUACCACUGUAUAGAGGAUGACAAGUUGGACCACGUCUAUGAUGAAAUCAAGCAUAAAGAGGGUUAUGAGAGAGAAUACGACCACUUAAACUACACACCGCCGUCGAACACCUUGAAGGCGCAUUACCAACGUAUGAACAACACUUUCACGCCUCAAGCAACAACGACCCCAAAUUUGCCCCCUAACCCCAAUGUCCAAAUACCACCAAUACCCCCACUACCCAAAGCGCAUAUAACCCCGAUUCCCCUGCGACGGGAGGAUGUCGAAGCUCCUCCUCCUCCAAAAAGGGAAGAUCAGUUCAGUGAUGACGAAGAAGCCACUAGUUAGUUGCGUAAUUUUAUAUCUUCAUAACAUGAGUUUUUUACCUUCAGAACCGGGAAUCAAACCCAAUGAAACAGUUACAAAUGUGUUUAUGUGGGCUAUUUGCCUAUUUUGAGUAGGACAUCCUCGAUGGUUUCGUCAAUUGUACGUGUAUGCACCUGGAUACGUACGCACUUACGUUCGUAUGUAGAUGCGUACGUACUUUUGUACGUGAAACGCUUUCCAUACAUUUGAUUCCAUAGAUUAUAGAAAUAAUUCUCGAUCUUUCAAAACAUCUUUAAACAUCUGCCUAUUGUAAAAAAAACCUCAACAUAAAGCUAUAAAGGCGACAUUACAUUGAUAAUUCUAACUCUUAAUGAUCUUGUGUCAUAUACAUGUAUAUAUAAUUCAUUAAUAUUUUAUCAAUUUCUUUAAUUAUGGCCUCCUAAAUAGUGCCUAUUAAUAAAAAUUAUUUUUUAUGAAAUUUUUAACAUCGAUAUUUUGAUAACAUUUUUAAAAGUAGUGUUCAUAACUAAGAUCUCGCGUAAUGUUAGAGUAGUUAUAGGGUUCAAAAAUAUUUUCCCUUCUACUAAAGUGUAAUUUGCUCUAAACUAGUAUUUUCGUCUCUUUCUGCCGUAAUGUCCUUACGCUGUGGUGAAAAGAGACAGGUUACUUGCUGUUUUAUAAUGAAUAAUGGGGAUUGAGUUUGAAAAAGUAUUUGACGAUGUCUGCGUAAUUUCAUUGGUCUAAAAAGUCUAGAAUUUUUUCAUGUGUUUCUGAAUCUCUGAGGUCUAUAUUCUGAAACGUCAAACUACAAUCAAGUUUUAAUCACAAACCAAGCUCUGAUGUGAUGUGAUCCUAAAAAAUGUGUAUGUUAGUUCUUUUCUUUUUUUUAAACGGAGAUUUUCUUUUCGUUUUCUACGUUUAAAUAUUACGCAAACGUUUAACGACUUGUCAAAUUUUAACCCCGUAAUAAUAAACAGAGAACUAUUUAGAUUUAAACAAAGUAAUUAAUUUAUCUUUUGGUUAUAUUCAAAAGAAUUACCUGUUUUGUCUCUCUCCAUCAUUGUGUUCGUACGUACGUAAACGUACGUUGUGGAUAAGGUGCAUAGUGACGUAUAAAAGGCAAGUAUCAUAUUCCCAUCUCUUUUCAUCUCGUGCAAAUAGAGAGAGAAGAAAUAAUAUAGUGUGUAAUAACAUAUCUCAAGCAAAUUAAUUAACAAAAAAUAUCAUUUUAAUACCUUGUUAAUAUAGUAAUGACAGUUGAUCUUUUAAAAUUAGAUAGUAAUUUUCUCUAUAUAAAUAUUAUCUCUUAUAUAUACAAAUGUACAAAUUUAUAUACCUGGGAUGAAACACUUUGCGAUAGGCGUUACCCAAAACUAAUUUGUAAGGGCGUGGCCACGUGACUCAGCGUAAAUUCAUUUGACGCAAAGAAUUUUGUCUAAAACCCCCUCAUCUUCUAUGUAGUUAUUAUUUAUAGUCAUAGAUUUUAAGAGAAAAUCAAUUUUAAUAUAUAAAAUUUGUUUCCAAAUAUUUGUAAGUUCGUGCUUAUAUCACUUUCUUUUCGUACAAAAUAAUAUUUUUUAAACGGUUGGAAAGAUUUCGCUUAUUAGCAGUUUCAAUUAGCUUGUAAAUGGUUUUUUUAUAUAUUAUAUUGCGACGUAAUUACUUUUCAACAACGUACGUGUGUACGUACGAGGUGACGGUUUGUACGUUAGUCAUUCCACAGACUAUAAAUUUUUUUAAUAUGCAAAAGCUUUAAAUUUUAUAUGAAAUCAAAUUAAAUGAAUUAUAUUUUAUAUUACCCUUUCAAAUGUUUAAGCUAUUAAUGGUUGUAUAAAUUUCUUGCUCAAAUGUAAAGAAGUGCCAAUUUAUUUCUUGUUGAUGGCAGCUGAAGUUUAGUGUCCCUAAAUUUAAAAAUUCUACCUAGAUUCAAAAUUUGAAUAAACCAAAAAGAUUGAUCUAGACUUUAAAUUUAACGUAAAAACAUAGUUCUCGAUUGCGGUCGUUGACCUGCAACAUUACAAGUACUGACCCUAUCAGCUGAUCAUUGUAGGUUUUAUAUUUUAAUCUUUAUACUAUUAUGUAUACUGUCAUAUUGUCAUUUUAAUAUAUUUUUUUUAUACUUUAAUAUUGUUGUAUAUUUAUAAAGCUAUAGAACACUUUGGCAUGUAUAUUUUACACUACCUGACAAUUGGCAACUUUCAUAUUUAUUGUGUAGCAAAAUUAAAAAAAAAUAUCUUUUAAAAUUUAUUCUACAUUUGUUAUAGUUAUUAAGGUUCUAACAUAUCGUGUAGUUUUGUCAAUUACUUGAUCUUUUACUAAUCUGUGUAUUUAAUGUAUUUUUUUUAACAACGACAAGUGUCAUCUACAUAUUAUGUCAAACUUCAAACGUCAAACAUUAAAUAUAGAGUUUCAUUAUUCUCUGUAGAUAAAAUUGGUAGUUUUUAACGGGUUUCUAGUAUUAAUAGUGUACAGUAUAAUUCAAAUCUGAAGUUAGCAAUAAUCUUUAUCGGCGUGGAGAUUGGUAUGCGAGGUGAAGUCCUAAGCAAAGACUUAUGAAUGAAUCUUGACAAUAAUUGCUUGGAAGUAUGGUCGAAUUGCCAUCUAAUCCUAGAGUAGCUUAUCAUUUCAUCAUGGCAAGUAUUUCAUGACAUUUUCCGUCGAUGUACACUUUAUAUUUUGAUGUCUAGUAUUUAAAAGCUUUAAGAGAUGGACUUUACCUGUUUACUCUUUAAGCAUUUAUUAUUUAAGCUCGGCCCAAGAUAUGAAUUACAAAUAGAUUUAUUGGGUUAGAGCUAAAUUUAAUAUUAUUUUAUUUUAUUUUAUAAAUUGUUUUAAUAUCGAAUAUUUUUUAUUAGUUUAAGAUUUUUGAAUGAUAUGGAUGUUUUUCUUCUCAAUUGCGAAAGGGGAACAUGAUCCAGAAUGUAUUGGUCCGAUAGGAAUAAAAGUUGUGUCGUUGUACAUGUAUCUGACGUCUAUGAAACCAUAGAUAUAUGGCCCCGUUAAGCAUUUGUAAAGAACACAUUUACAUAAAAACAAUGUUCUGACCUUGAAUCUGCGUUCAUAAAUUUUGUAUGCUUCAGUGAGGGUCACAAACGUAAUUUGCGAAGAGUAGCGUUAUUUAUAGAUAACUUUAGUUAGAAAUAUUUGUGAUAUGUUAUUGGGUAUUGAAUAAAUGAAUUUGCUAUUAA